Molecule: messenger RNA, 470 nt
Organism: Drosophila busckii
Lineage: Eukaryota; Metazoa; Arthropoda; Insecta; Diptera; Drosophilidae
Exons: 1
Coding region: 30-470 (146 amino acids)
Molecular function (GO): protein binding
Source: RefSeq, a predicted model, not a curated record
GGAGCUUAGUUGUGGCAACAGACGUCGACAUGCGUCAGUUGCUGUUGUUGGUGUUGGCCUUAUUGGGUGUAGUCAGCCUGGGUGCAGCGCAGGAAUUACAGUCCGACUAUGCCACAGCGGGCAGCGAGGAUAUUUAUUUGUCUACCAAUGACGAGGAGCUGCCAGAGCAGUCGCAAUAUGAGAAUAAUUAUGAGGAGGAGCAGGAGUUUGAGGAGGACGAAUUCGUUGAACUGCAGCCACAGGGCAUUAACAUAGACGGCAUUGGUGAAACCGAUGUUAGCUGCGAGUACAGCUGUCCGCGUUAUUAUCGUCCUAUUUGCGUGCAGCGCAACGAUCAGCAGAUCACAUAUGCCACGCCCUGCGAGUAUCACAACGAGCUGCGUUGCGCCCAUGUGCUCAAUCGCCUGCAGGACAGUCCAAUGCCAAACUUUCAGUUUCUUUACCAUAGUGUCUGCGAAAAGAAUAUUUAG